This is a messenger RNA of Sander lucioperca (pikeperch), 1247 nucleotides long. RefSeq names its product HscB mitochondrial iron-sulfur cluster cochaperone (gene hscb). Gene Ontology annotation, molecular function: ATPase activator activity; protein-folding chaperone binding. The coding region runs from base 69 to 908 and encodes 279 amino acids. Gene Ontology annotation, biological process: protein complex oligomerization; [2Fe-2S] cluster assembly. Gene Ontology annotation, cellular component: mitochondrion. The transcript has 6 exons. The record is from RefSeq and is a predicted model, not a curated record. Lineage: Eukaryota; Metazoa; Chordata; Actinopteri; Perciformes; Percidae.
CAGUAAGAGAAAGAUCAUGUUUUGAUUGACUGCACAACGGCUCUAAAUAGUGUAUUUUAAUUUCGGAGAUGUUGCCAUUUAACUCUUUGCGGAUUGUGUGCUUAUCCCGGGCUUUAGUGCACCCAAAUUGGCCGAUGUCGAACAGACAGUCUGUUUAUAAAACGGUUACAUGUUCAGCACAUUUUAUGUCUAUUAGCUUUCUCAAGGACAUAUGGAACAGCAACAUGCACCUCAAAUCACUGGGAAAGGAAAGAAAGAUAAUUUACUACAGUAACCCAGUCAGUUCACACAGGAAUUACUGUACAGGUCAAGUCCAACUGAAUUGCUGGAACUGCAGACAGCCACUUGACACAACACCUGCAUUCUUCUGCAUGUCAUGCAAAGUAGUCCAGCCCCCAGAAGAAGGGACAUCCUAUUUUAAAAUAAUGAAUUGUGACUACACAUUCACACUGGACAUACACAAACUGCAGAAAAGAUACUUGCAGCUCCAGCGGUCUCUACAUCCAGACAACUUCAGCCAAAAAUCUGAGAAAGAACAGGAGUAUUCUGAAAGCCACUCUGCUCUUGUGAACAAAGCCUACCAGACUCUGCUUAAGCCUUUGAGUCGUGGUCUUUAUAUGCUGGAGCUGGAGGGGAUGCAUAUAGAAGAGGGCACCGACUCCGGGGCUGAUUUGGAGUUUCUAAUGGAGCUGAUGGAGAUCAACGAAGCCCUUGAUAAAGCUAGGACUCCAGAGGAAGCCAAUAAGAUAGGCCAAGACACAAAAAGGAAACUGGCAGUCUUGACAGAGGAGAUAGAUGCUGCCCUUCUUAAAGGAGAGCUUCAAGCCGCCAAGGCCCUGCUUUCCCAAAUGAAAUACCAUGCAAACAUUGAAGAGAAAGUGAAGGAAAAACUUUCUGAAUUCAUGUAAUUUCCCCCCUGUUUAGUAUCACUUUAUUAUAUAUUUUUUUAGCUACUUAAAAAACGUUUUGUAGAUAAGCACACACAUUGUACAUUUGUUUUGGGAUUAUGUAAAUCUAUUGUUCAAGUUGAAUAAUAAAACUACUUUUAAUGCAUAAUACACAUCUGAAUUAAUCGUGAAUUGUACUCUACUCUUGUACGCUAUAUUUUUUUAUUUAAAACAGUACAGAUAUGAGGAUGUAAUUGGAUGCAUACAGUAUUCCACUAAUUUCACAAGCCUAAUCAUAUCCACUUGUACCUAAUGUAUCAUUAAAUGUGACAGAGAUUUAUAAUUGUCUCUGAUUAAAUG